Gastrolobium bilobum is the source of this 5390-nucleotide messenger RNA. RefSeq lists its product as uncharacterized. The record is from RefSeq and is a predicted model, not a curated record. The annotation marks the transcript as partial. Lineage: Eukaryota; Viridiplantae; Streptophyta; Magnoliopsida; Fabales; Fabaceae. The transcript has 6 exons. Gene Ontology annotation, molecular function: zinc ion binding; RNA-DNA hybrid ribonuclease activity; nucleic acid binding.
AUGGAAUCGGAGGAACGAGACCAGCAAACACUGACGGAGGAGGAUGGCUCCAGAAUCACGCGGGAUAGGAGCUGUACUGAGGAGGAGACUCUUUCUCGGGAGGGGAAGAAGCCGAAGGGUGCAGCGAUGGAGGAUGCUACAAUGGAUGAAGCCAUGCUUGAGGAAGGAGGUGGAGUGCCUGCUCCAAGGAUGUGGAAUUUGGUAAGUCCUUUUAAGACUAUUGAUUUAGAUAAUGGAUACCUCAUACUGAGGUUCCAUGAUGAUGGUGAUUAUAGGCAUGUCCUAGAAGAAGGUCCUUGGAUCGUCAAUGACCACUAUGUGGUAGUCCAAAGGUGGAGACCUUUUUUUGAUCCAUAUGACGAAAGUGUGAAGAAGAUGGCCGUUUGGGUAAGGAUACCUGGUCUCCCAAUUGAACUCUAUACGGCUCGCUAUCUUUGGCGAAUUGGCAACAUCUUUGGCCGCACCCUCAAGGUAGAUAGGAAUUCCUUGAGGAAGAGUGAAGUUGGUGAGGAAGUGAUCACUGAGAGGGGCAAGUUUGCACGAAUCUGCGUUGAAAUAGACCUGAGGAAAAGCCUGCUAUCCAAGUUUGUGAUUGGUAAUAAAGUGUACCCGGUUGGAUAUGAAUGUCUUCAUUUGUUGUGUUUUAAGUGUGGGAUGUAUGGGCACAAGAAGGAUAAUUGUCCUGAAGCUCAAACUCAGUGCAGUCAACAUGUGGUUACCAAUGUGGUGGACCAGGAAGAAGCAUUUGGCAGCUGGAUGAUCAUCCAGAGAAAUCCUAGGAGCAGGAAGCUUAAAGCUAAUCCUGUCAUCCAGAAUAAUGUGGUGGGGGAUCAGAGUGCCAUUAAGGUUUCAGCAUCCCCUGUGCUAGAUGCUGUGACUGUUUUGCCGGUGGAGGAAGCUGGGAAACAGAGGCUGGAGGUACAAAGUAGUACAAUUCAUCCCAUUAAUGAGAUGGGAUCCAUUGAGGACUCUAUGGAGAUGGACAACAAUCGUGUCAGUCUACCCAAGGAGAUUGUGGCAUCUCGAUCUAGUUCACAGAAGAAAUCUAAGAAAGUAGAGAAUGGAGCCAGAAGAAUUGCUUCUAAGGAAGGAAAGGAUAAACCUAAACUUGGUCCUAAGUCAACCUUGAAGAAAUCUGGCACUGAAAAUGUCUCUCCAAAUUCGGUGCUAGAGGGUGUGCACAAAGGAUUGAUCAAAAACAGAGGAAAAAGCUUGCCCAUUCAAGAGGCAGGAGGUACUAAUCUCUUUGGUGGUAGGAAAGACUUCAGUGAGAAUCCCUUACUGACCAAAGGAGUUGGUAAGAAAUGUUUCCCUGCUCUAGUUAGAGACUUAAGUUUCAGAUUCAAAGUUAGUGUUAUGGCCCUGUUGGAGACUAGGGUUGGUGGGGUUAGAGGUGAGGCUAUUAUAACGAGGCUGGGUUUUUCUAACUUCUUUAAACAGGAUCCAAUUGGGUUUUCUGGGGGCUUAUGGAUCCUAUGGGAUGGUAAUAAGGUGGAGUUGGAUGUCUUACAUACACACUACCAGUUUGUUCAUACUAGAGUUAAAUACCUAGAUUCAAAAAAAGUUGAUUUGGUGACUUUUGUUUACGGUAAUCCUAGGAGGUUGGAGAGGAGACUCCUUUGGGCUGAAUUGGAAUCAGUUAGUACUUUGAUAACUGAUCCCUGGCUAAUACUAGGUGACUUUAACUCUGUCCUUAAAGCUUAUGAGAAGGUAGGAGGUAAGGAUGUGUGUUGGGACAACAUGUUUGAGAUGCAUCAGAGCUUAUUAAGGCCACUUCUUAUUUGCAACAAUGGUCAAUCUAGACCGGGAGAAUUUUCCAGGAGCUUCAAGUUUUUGGCUGCCUGGCUAACUGAUCACAGGUUCUAUGAUCUGGUCAAGAAGAGCUGGGAAAAGGAUGAUAAUUGGAUAACAGCCAGGGGCAGGUUUGAAACUGAUGCAAUAAAGUGGCAUCAAAAUGUUUUUAAAGAGCAUAUGAAACAGAAGAACAGGCUGUAUUCUCGGCUAAAUGGGUUGGAUAGUUACAAGUAUGGGAGAUUUGAUCAUAGCACUGAGGUUUUGCAGAGCCUUUGGAAGGAGCUCCAAUCUAUUUUGGUCAAGGAGGAACUGACUUGGUAUCAAAGAUCUAGAUGCCAAUGGCUCAAGUUUGGGGAUAGAAACUCUAAGCUUUUGCACUCCUUCACUUUAUCUAGAAGAAGACACAAUAUGAUAGUGACUUUGAAGGAUAAUCAAGGCAAUUGGAUAGCAGAUACUGAUUCCUUAAUAAACUUGGCUGUUUCCUUUUACCAAGAUUUGUUUAAAGCUGAUGAGGAGAGGCAUGGGGAAUUCCCAAUUCAGAAUGCUUUUCCUAGCUUAACUAUUGUUGAGAAAAGGUUUCUGUUCCAGAAACCUAGCAAGGAGGAAAUCAAAAAGGCUGUGUUUAGAAUGGGAAAAUUCAAGGCCCCUGGACCAGAUGGUUUGAAUGAUUUGUUCUUCCAAAGCCAGUGGGACACUAUAGGAACAUCAGUGUGCAAGAUGGUGGAGGAGACUUUUUAUUGCCCUGGGAAGGUGAGGGAAAUCAAUGGGACCCUUAUUUGUUUGAUUCCAAAGAAGGAUAGUCCCGAGAAUAUAAAGGAUUUUAGGCCUAUUAGUCUUUGUAAUGUUGUCUAUAAGAUCAUUACAAAGACUAUUGCAGAAAGGUUGAGGAAUUUACUGCCUAGGAUUGUAUCUCCUAAUCAAUCCAGUUUCAUAAAGGGCAGACAGGGCACAAACAAUAUCAUCAUAGCUCAAGAAUUUAUUCACUCGAUGAGAUCCAGGAAAGGUAGAAAAGGUUGGAUGAUGGUAAAGGUGGAUUUGGAGAAGGCUUAUGAUAGGCUUGAUUGGGAUUUUGUUCGGGAAACUAUGAAGGAUGUUGGAUUUCCUGAAUCUCUUACUGACCUAGUCUAUAAUUGCAUAUCCACUUCCUCAAUGAAUCUGUUGAGGAAUGGUGUGAGAACUAAGGCUGUUGUUCCUGGGAGAGGCAUUAGGCAAGGGGACCCUAUUUCCCCUUACCUAUUUGUCCUAUGUAUGGAAAGAUUGGGCCAUCUCAUCAAUGUGGCAGUGGAGACUAAAGCUUGGAAACCAAUUUUAUUAAGGAAGAAUGCCCCACCCAUUUCUCAUUUGUUUUUUGCAGAUGAUAUUAUUUUGUGUGCUGAAGCUAGUUUGGACCAAGCCCAUGUGAUGAAUCAAGUUAUGAAAUUAUUUACUGGGGCAUCAGGUCAGAAAGUAAGCAAGGACAAAACCAGAGUUUUCUUCUCCAAGAAUGUUUGUCUAGAAAGAGCUAAAGAAAUCAGUGCUUCUCUUGGGAUUGGGAUUACUUCUGAUUUGGGGAAAUAUCUUGGUGUUCCCCUUCACCAUAAGAGAGUCACUAAAGGAACUUUCAAGCAUGUCUUAGGGAGAGUUCUAGAAAGAUUGUCUGGCUGGAACCUAACCUCUUUGUCCUUGGCUGGCCAUUCUGUCUUAGCCAAGUCAGUAUUAGAAGCCCUUCCAGCUUAUUCAAUGCAAUCAGCAAGCUUACCUGUUGGUGUGUGCAAUGAAGUGGAGAAACUGACCCGAAGUUUCAUUUGGGGCUCAUCCCAAGCUAAAAGGAAGACUCAUCUAGUGAGUGGGAAACGAAUUUGCAAGGCUAAGAAGGAUGGGGGCUUGGGAUUCAGGGAUCAAAAGCAAGUGAAUAAGGCUUUUUCCAUGAAACUGGGUUUUGAGGUGCUCACUAACAAAGAGGAUCUUUGGAUCAAAGUCCUGAGGAGUAAGUAUAAGGUUGAAGAGGUCUUCAGUCUUGUGCUACAAAAGAAUAAUGUUAUUUCUAAUACAUGGAAAUGCAUCCAGAAGGCUUGGGAUCUGAUGCUUGAGGGGACCAGAACCAUUAUUGGGGAUGGUACUAAUACCUAUUUCUGGACUGACCGGUGGGUUCCCAAUGUGGGAAAAUUACUGGAUCAUGUUGUUACCAUUAUCCCUGAGGAAGCUAAGUGUUGGAGGGUGUGGGAUUGUGUUAGGGAGGGAAGCUGGGAUUGGAUCAAGCUGUCACCACUUCUGCCUAAUGAGAUUCUUGAUGCUAUAGGGUCCCUGAAUCCACCAUCUGAAUUUGAGGGACAGGAUAGAGUGAUUUGGACCUCUUCUAGCUCGGGUCUUUUCACUAUUAAAUCUGCCUAUGAUUAUUUGUCCAGGUCUGAUUAUGUUGCUGGUUCCAGUAGGUGGGACUUGGUUUGGCAUUGGGAAGGUCCACAAAGGAUCAAGUUUUUUCUCUGGCUAUUGUUUGGGAAUAAGCUCCUUACUAAUGCUGUGAGAGUAAGGAGAAAUAUGACUAAUAUUGCUGUCUGCCCCAGGUGUCAUAGCAGUGUGGAGGAAGAUAAUCAUGCGUUUAGGCAGUGCUCCUGGGUUCGGGAGGUUUGGAAAUGCUGGGUUGAUGUCAGGGAGUUGGAGGCUUUUCUGAGUGAUGAUAUGGAGGAUUGGAUAACCAAAAACCUUGAUAGGGAUAGAAGAAACAGUAGUUGGAGAUUGAAAUUUGGAGUCAUUUGUUGGUUUAUUUGGAAAGAUCAAAAUAGUUUAGUGUUCAAUGAGAAGGGAUCCUCCCUUCAGGAGAUUUUCUCUCAAGUUUCAAUUUUUGUAAAUAAUACUAUAGCUGCUAAUGAAAUGUCGUCAAUGGCUGGGCUAGCAAUGGACAGAUUUGAGGAGAUUUGGGUGAAUUGGAGGCCUCCACCAGCUGACAGGGUGAAGAUUAAUUUUGAUGGUGCUUUUUCAGGAAGUGGUUCUAGAGCUUCUUGUGGUGGAGUAUGUAGGGAUGGGGAUGGCCAUUGGAUUAUGGGCUACUCUCAGAAACUAAACCCGGAAUCAGUCUUGAUGGCUGAACUUUGGGGACUUACAAUUGGACUGGAAUGGGCGUGGAAUCAGCAUUUUAAACGGAUCAUUGUUGAAGGAGAUUCCUUAAUAGGAAUUCAGCUGGUUAGAGAGGGAUGCACUACUUCUCAUCCUUGUUUUGUUUUGGUUUCCAGGAUCAGAAUGCUGUUGUUGAAGGACUGGUUUGUAGAGAUUGAGCAUGUAUAUAGGGAAGCAAAUCAGGUAGCUAACUGGUUGGCUGUGUCUGGUAAUACUGGUGGCUGGGAUACCCAGUGGUAUGAGCGAGUGCCUUCUGGGUGUGAGGAGUUGUUUGAUGAGGAUGUUAAGGUACCUGUUGCUACACAUUCCAUGUUCUCAACUGUUACAGUUUUUAAUGGGCUGAACUUCUCUGAAUGGAAAGAGCAAAUCCAAUUUUACCUUGGGGUAAUGGAUAUGGAUAUGGCUCUUAGAGAAGAGGAACCUGGUGCUAUUACUGAUGAAAGCACUGAGGAUGAAAGGGACCAUUUUAAGAACUGGGAAAGAUCCAACAGAUUAAGUUUGAU